AUGGUUCGCUACGGGGGUCCGCGGUUUGAGUUCUUCUUCACCCACCAGUUCCUCAACAACGAGGAGGCCAUCCGCAAGGAGGACGCGCAGCGGGUGGCUUUCAUCUUGCGCAGACGGGAGCAGCAGAGGGCGGCGGAGGCGGAGCGGGAGGCGCAAAGGCGGCGCCGCGAAGAGGAAGAGGAGCGGCUAGCGGCGGAGGCCGAGGCGGCCAGGCGCGAGGCGGAGCAGGCGCUCGAGUCCAAGAAGCGUCGCAUCUCCGCAAAGCAGCAGCGGCUAAAGGAGCUCUCGACGCCGGUCGUGCACGGCGGCCCGCUCUACGGCAGCGGGACGUACGGGCGGGUGAUGCAGCCAACCUCAAAGGGCGUGCCGCUGCCGCAGGGGCGUGCGGGUGCCGCGUACAUGCCGGGGGUUGACCGUCACCGCAUCGUGCCGCGCCCGCCCGCCGCUGACGCCCACCCGCCGUGGAUCGGCAGCGGCACCGCGUGGAUGGUGGAGGAGGCCGAGGAGAAGGCGCAGCGACGCCACCUCUUCGCCCCGCCCAGGCGCGACCCGGCGACGGUGCGGGACCGGGAGCAGUACAUUGACGGCAUCGAGCGCCACCACACACGUUGCGCCUCCAAGGCGGAGGCAGAUGCGCAGAAAGAAACUGCUGCCGCAGACGCCAUUGAGAUGCCCACUUUUAGGGAGGAAUCGCCCCCCGAAACAACGCGCGCGCCGUCCGUUUUUUCGCAUGCCUCGUCGAAUGAACCCAUCAAGGCGCUUGGCACGCAGCACAUGGAAACCGUCAGCACGAAGGAGGAGGUGCAGAGACAUCUUGCGGCGUUUGGCGGGCGCAUGGCGCCGCCACGGCGUGCCGCGAAGCCCCCCACGCCGUUCGACGACAUGUCCCUACCGGAACUCACAGCGCGCUUGGUCCGCAUGCAGCAAAGACUUCGGCGAUAG
This is a messenger RNA of Trypanosoma conorhini, 942 nucleotides long. RefSeq lists its product as uncharacterized. The transcript has a single exon. Bases 1 to 942 code for a protein of 313 amino acids. The record is from RefSeq and is a predicted model, not a curated record. Lineage: Eukaryota; Euglenozoa; Kinetoplastea; Trypanosomatida; Trypanosomatidae.